This is a messenger RNA of Trypanosoma grayi, 291 nucleotides long. RefSeq lists its product as hypothetical. NCBI's taxonomy places the organism in Eukaryota, Euglenozoa, Kinetoplastea, Trypanosomatida, Trypanosomatidae. The transcript has a single exon. The record is from RefSeq and is a predicted model, not a curated record. Bases 1 to 291 code for a protein of 96 amino acids.
AUGGUGGUUCACAAGAAUCACCUGAUCGGCUGGUGCCUCAAUGGGAGCGCUGCGCCACUCUACGCACACACAAUAGAUGAACUUGCGCGGCUGCGACCCGCGAGGCUGAAGACGUUGUCACCCGAGAACGCCCUCGUGUGCGGGACAUACUACGAGUGGGAUAACUGGAGGGAGGUGGCGAGGGAACCCGGGUGGUCAUGGCAUCUGGCGGAUGAGCACGUUACGGACGGGCUUGUAAAUGGACAGAUGACUUUUGAUGAGCUUCGUAGAGCGGCUGUUGAGGCUUCAUAG